AUGCACGAUCCGUUGGCGCCGCGAAAAUCGACGUCAAUGCGUUCGAUGCCUCAAAUGCCACGAAGUGCACCGAUGCCGUUCACCGCUUGGCGCGAUCGGGAGCAAAGAAGUUGCCACCCGAGCUACGCCAAGCCUUGGAGCAACAGAUGCCACGGGUUGGUGCGCCACAACUUGCCCGCUUGGGCUUUGGGACGGAUUGGAGAUGAAGAUGCCCAACAGUUGUUGAACCGCCUUGUCGAACGCCUACACAAAGCAGGCAUUGCGCACCCUGCGGCAGUGGCAUCAACAACUUGGGCGAUGGCAAGACAUCGAUUGCAGCUGCCUCAAGGUUUCGUGGAAAUCCUUCGGCAGCGAGAAGUCUUGGUCAAAAUGGAACCGCAGGACGCUUCGUUGACGCUGUGGGCUUUGGCCAAGCUGCGAUCGCAACUGGGUCAACUGCCGAAACUCGGGAAGACCCGAUGGUCGACGCGCGAUGCCUCAACGGCCAUGUGGGCCUGUGCCACGAUGCAAACAAAACCAACCAGGUCGACCUUGGACAUUUGGUGCAAUACAUUGCUGGAGAAGAUGCACCUUUGCACUCAACAGGAUAUCUCCAAUAUGCUUUGGGCCUUGGCCACACUCAGCAUUUCUACGCCCUUGACUGAAAGAUGCAUCGAUGCCGCUCCACUUCAAAAUUUACAUGGCCAGGCCGCCGCCAAUGCCAUGUGGGCUUUGGUGCAGCUUCAACGACCCCAGCGUCUUUCAGAACUCACUUCAAGAAAUAUUGGACAACUGCAGCCACAGGAGUGGGCCAACUGUGUUUGGGCUCUGGCCACAGCUGGUCUUCAUGACGAAGAAUUUUUCAGGAAAACCAAGGAGCAGUUGAGUUCAGCUGACGCCAUGAAGGCUUUGGCAUCUUGUAGCCCAAACGGUACUCUGCUGAGCAAUGUGGCCUGGGCCUACGCCUUCGCAACGACCCUGUUGGGCAGGCUUGAGAAGGAUGAGGACUUUCUGGAUGCUGUGCGGGCACAGCUUCGCGCACUGGGCCAAGAGCAAGAUGGGAAGGUAAGUAUGAGGAGACCUGCAGCAGCUACACUGAACAAGGAACUUGUGCACGUUUGUCAAGCAACAGAACCUCGAAUUGUUCAGCGGAUCUCAGGCUUGACAGUGAUCUACAAGCCACCUGGAUGGGAGGUGGAUGGUCACGAGACGGAACCAGACUCUCAUGCCUUGAGGCUUUCCGACUUUGUCAAAGACACCUUGGAUUCACGGACGGUGCAUGAGGGUGAUCGUGGCUUCUUGCAUCGCUUGGACGUGCAGAGCAGUGGAUUGGUGAUUCAUGCGGAAACCUACCAGGCCCUGAUGGAUUUACGGUGGCAGCAGGACACCUUUCAGGUGGUCCGGGAAUAUCUGGUUUUGGCCCAUGAGCAUUGGGAACAUCGGGAACCUUGGCCGUCGACUUCGAUGGAUGCUCCGGAUGAUGUGUUUGUCUUGAACGACCGAUUGGAGGAAGUCGCAGGUGGCUGCCGUAAAACUGGCUUUGGUCGACCCUCGAGGUCAUUGCUUCGACCCUUGGCGCACUUGCGGCACUUGCGUUCAGGAUCGAAUGGAUCGAAUGGAUCGAGAGAUUUCACCCUGCUGCUGAUUCGAAUUGUGACAGGUCGAAGACAUCAGAUCCGAGUACAGUUGGCAAGCCGAGGGCAUCCUGUUGUGGGGGAUGGACGCUAUGGAUAUGGCUCCGAUUUCACAUUUUGUCCAAGAUUGUUCCUGCACCGGCACCGCCUUUCCUUCCAUUGUGGUGAGCCUGUAUCAGUUACUGAGCAACUCCCAGAAGAUCUUCGACAUGUGCUGGACGGUAUGGAGCUGAUGGAGCCGAUGGAACGAUCAAGAGCUCCGCAUCGAAACGAGAUCGCAGACAUUGCAUCCGCCCUACCUUCGCUGUACGGUGAAGCUCUUGUCGCCGGCGAAAAAUGA
Messenger RNA from Cladocopium goreaui, 1953 nucleotides. The record is from the annotation of a GenBank genome assembly. Lineage: Eukaryota; Dinophyceae; Suessiales; Symbiodiniaceae.